This is a messenger RNA of Hirsutella rhossiliensis, 1464 nucleotides long. Its product is annotated as glucosidase II beta subunit-like protein. Gene Ontology annotation, biological process: retrograde protein transport, ER to cytosol; endoplasmic reticulum unfolded protein response. The transcript is spliced from 4 exons. Gene Ontology annotation, cellular component: endoplasmic reticulum lumen. NCBI's taxonomy places the organism in Eukaryota, Fungi, Ascomycota, Sordariomycetes, Hypocreales, Ophiocordycipitaceae. The record is from RefSeq and is a predicted model, not a curated record. The coding region runs from base 1 to 1464 and encodes 487 amino acids.
AUGCGCCGUCUCAGUCUGGUACUGCUGGCCGCGCUCCGGCUCUGCAGGGCUCGGAGCCCCGGCUUCAGCAUCCAUGACGACCUCCUCGCAUUCCCACAGUUUGACGUCGUCUUCUCCGACGGAUACGUCUCCGUCAAAGAUGCCGAGGCCCUUCUGGAGAAUCGCUCGCGCAGCCCGACCUAUUCGGCCGAUUUCUCCCAGCCUACCACGGGCAACACUCGCGAGGCCAACGCGGCAGAAGCCGACGGCGCCACCGACGCCUACUCGUACGAGAUCAUGAACAUGUCGCCUCACCGCUACCUCUGCUCGAUCCCCGUCAUAGAACCGUCGCUCCCGGAAAACCAAACAGCCAACGAACUGGCCAGAAAAGAAGAGGCGCGGGAGCUCAGCCGGGCCGCCUCAAAGGGCUGGGAGCUGCUGACCAAGCUGGAAGACUCUUGCUUAUACUUCAUGUCGGGCUGGUGGAGCUACAGCUUUUGCAACAAUCGUGAGAUUGUACAGUUCCACGCCUUGACAGCCACGGCCAACGGCCAGCCGCCUAGGCGAGACCCCCACACGGCCGAGUUCAUCCUUGGACGCGUUCCUAGCAUCCCCGCCACCGCCGAGCGUCAAAAGCGACGACACUCUGACGAUGCGCCGCCCCUGCCGGCCGAGCUCCAGGUCAAGGGCGAUCAACGGUAUCUGGUGCAGAGGCUCGAAGGCGGGACUGUCUGCGACCUCACGGGUAGGGAGCGUACCGUCGAGGUGCAGUAUCACUGCGUGCCCGGGAUGAAGAGCGAUAGGAUCGGUUGGAUCAAGGAGGUCACCAUUUGCGCCUACGUCAUGAUUGUCAACACCCCCCGGCUGUGCAACGACAUCGCCUUCUUGCCCCCGCAGGAAACAAAGGCAAACCCCAUUAGCUGCCAGCUCAUCGCCGACGACGAUACUCCCGAUGCCAUCAAGCAGGCGGAAACAAGCGAGACCAAAGACGCCGAAAAGGAGACCGAGGUCACCGUGGGCGGCGUCGUCAUUGGUGCACGCAAGCUUGCGCCGCCCCGGGGAUUCUGGACGGGCCAAGAAGCCAACGAAGACCGCUUGAUCGAGGUUCUGGUCCGCGCCGCGAGUAAAGAAGACGGCGGCAAGAUCCAGAUGCCGACGGCCGAGGAGCUGGAACAGCUGGACAUCGACCCCAAGAUUGUCGAGGAGAUGAAGGCCAAAAUGGUCGAAAUGGCUGGCGAUGCGGGAUGGAAGCUGGAGGUUGUCGAGUUGAACGGCGGAGACUUUAGGGAGCUUCGGGGCAUCAUCGAUGGGGACGAGGCUGGCGACGAGAGCGGCAGCGUGCCUGGAGCGGACGCAAGCAGAGGAAAGAAGGAAGACAAGCAGAAAAAGGACAAGACGAACAAGGGCAAGCCGAUCGAGGACAAGAAGAACAAAGACAAGGCCGAAGGCGGAAGCGAGGAGCAGUUCUUCAAAGAGGAGUUGUAG